AUGGGUUCAACAGCAGUAGCUUUGCAUAACAUUCCAGUUAUAGAUUUUUCUAACAAAGAGUUGAAGCCAGGCUCACACGUGUGGGCUUCCACGUGUGACCAAAUUCGAUUUGCACUCGAAGAGUAUGGUUGUUUCGUAGCCAAAUAUGAUGAAUUAUUGUCUAAUAAUGAAGUUGAUACACAAAUCUUUUGCAAAUCGAAGGAUCUUUUCGAUCUCCCAAUUGAGACGAAAAUGAAGAACACUAGUGAGGAACCAUUUCGUGGCUAUGUUGGCCAAAUCCCUCAACUUCCACUCUAUGAAGGUUUAGCCAUUGAUAGGGCAACAAGUCUUGAACAAGUGAGGAAGUUCGUCGAUCUUAUGUGGAUCAAUGGCAACCAUCAUUUCUGUUGA
Molecule: messenger RNA, 390 nt
Organism: Humulus lupulus (European hop)
Lineage: Eukaryota; Viridiplantae; Streptophyta; Magnoliopsida; Rosales; Cannabaceae
Product: deoxypodophyllotoxin synthase-like
Exons: 2
Coding region: 1-390 (129 amino acids)
Source: RefSeq, a predicted model, not a curated record